Molecule: messenger RNA, 1190 nt
Organism: Sorex fumeus (smoky shrew)
Lineage: Eukaryota; Metazoa; Chordata; Mammalia; Eulipotyphla; Soricidae
Gene: MEF2B
Product: myocyte enhancer factor 2B
Exons: 8
Coding region: 81-1190 (369 amino acids)
Biological process (GO): positive regulation of transcription by RNA polymerase II
Molecular function (GO): protein dimerization activity; RNA polymerase II cis-regulatory region sequence-specific DNA binding; DNA-binding transcription factor activity, RNA polymerase II-specific
Source: RefSeq, a predicted model, not a curated record
CCCUCAGUCUUGGCAGGGCACUGUACCCAUCCUGUCCUCUCGUCCUCCGCUAGACCCUGCUCACCGCCCAACCUGGGACGAUGGGGAGGAAAAAAAUCCAGAUCUCGCGCAUCCUGGACCAGCGGAACCGGCAGGUGACCUUCACCAAGCGCAAGUUUGGGCUGAUGAAGAAGGCAUACGAGCUGAGUGUGCUGUGCGACUGUGAGAUUGCGCUCAUCAUCUUCAACAGCGCCAACCGCCUGUUCCAGUAUGCCAGCACCGACAUGGACCGCGUGCUGCUCAAGUACACGGAGUACAGCGAGCCCCACGAGAGCCGCACCAACAGCGACAUCCUGCAGACCCUGAAGCGGAGGGGUGUUGGCCUUGAGGGGCCGGACCUGGAGCCUGACGAGGGUCCUGAGGGCCCUGGUGAGAAGCUGCGGAGGUUAGCAGUGGACGGCGGGGACCCAGCCUUGCCCCGGCCCCGGCUCUAUCCAGCAGCUCCCACUAUGCCCAGCCCAGAUAUGGCUUAUGGGGCCCUGCCACCCCCCAGCUGUGACCCCUGUGGGCUUGGUGAAGCCCUGCCAGCCCAUGGCCGCCCGUCCCCCUUCCGGCCCACCAUCCCCAAAGCAGGGCCUGCAGGCGUCAUCCCCCAUCCUCUCUUCUCCCCGGGCCACCUCGCCAGCAAGACACCCCCACCUCUGUACCUCGCGGCUGACGGGCGGAGACAGGACCUGCCUGGAGGCCUGACUGGGGCCAGGGGAGCACUGGGCACCCCGAGAGGCCUCUACGGGGGUCUGCAGAGUCCAGGCCCAGCAGCAGUCCCUGGACCCACCCUCGCCACCUUCCCCUUCCUGCCUGCAGGCCCCCCAGAAUAUGGCCUGGAUGACCCGCCUCCACCCCCUGGUUUGCUGCAGCCCCACACCCUGACCUCCUGGCAACCCUCCCGAGGAGAUGGGCACCCUGCUGUCCCCACCCUGCCCAGCGGAGGCCGCGGCCUGGCCGAGGAGGGACCCCCUGCCCGCGGCGCGUCACCCCUCAGUCCGCGGAUCAGCAUCAAGUCGGAGCGCCUGUCGCCCACCCCCGGGGGCCUCAGAGACUUCCCCAAGACAUUCCCCUAUCCGCUGCUCCUGGCCCGACCUCCCGCAGAGCCCCUCCGGCCCGGGCCCCCCAUGCGCCGGAUGCCCACGGCAGACAGCUGGCCGCGGUAG